GUGAGUGAAUAGUACUAAUAUUAUUGAACACAUACAGUACAAUCAUUUGCCAAACACAUGCUACAUAUUUUACAACAGUUUGUCAGAAAGACAUAUGUGAUUAACCAGCAUGCUUGUGACACCUUACAGAAUUCCAGGAUUUGAUCAAACGCUGCCUGGCUUAUGAACCAUCUGAGAGAGCCACUAUGGAGGAGGUCCUGCAGCAUGAAUGGUUUCAGCAGGAACAAAUUCCAGGACCAACACCGAAGACAGUUCCACUUUCUGAGCUUUAUGAAGUAGAAGAGGAAAUUGGAAAAGGAUUCUUCGGCAGAGUGUGCAAAGGGAUCCGGAAAUCUGAUGGCAAACAGGUCGCCAUCAAAUUUAUAAUGAAGAGAGAGACAGACCGGUAUAUCAUAGUUCCCGGGGUUUCCAAGCCACUGUUCGUGGAAGUGGCUCUAAACCUGCUGCUAAAUCAACCUCCUCUGAGUCCAUACAUCGUGCACAUGCUGGACUGGUUUGAAGAGCCAGAUCAAUUCAUCCUCAUCCUGGAAUACUCUCAACCUUCCAAAGAGCUCUUCAAGUUUUUCGUUAAGGAGAAGCCUAGUGAAUCUCAGGCACGGAGCUUGAUGUACCAAGCAGUGCUUGGAGCGAAGCACUGUCUAGACCAAGGUGUCUUACAUCGUGACAUCAAGCUGGACAACUACGUGAUCAACACUGAGACAAACCAAGUCAAACUAAUCGACUUUGGCUGCGGUGACAUAGUCAAAGAUGACUAUAAUGGUCAAUUCAUAGGAUUUGCCUGCCCACCUGAAUUCUUCGUGGAUUUGAAGUAUGAUGCGGAAUCAUUAACCGUCUGGUCUCUGGGCAUAAUGAUGUACGGGAUGGUCUGCAAAUAUCCGGCCACUACAGCUGAAGUGCACAAUUUGACUUUUCACUCCAAAGUAUCCGCAGAAUUCCAGGAUUUGAUCAAACGCUGCCUGGCUUACGAACCAUCCGAGAGAGCCACAAUGGAGGAGGUCCUGCAGCAUAAAUGGUUUCAGCAGGAGCAAAAAUCAAGAGUUCCUCUGGAGUCAGAAGAGGAAUAAUCAUCAUUUACAAACUGUAUAUAGCACAUUGCACUUUACACUUUCAGAAAAACAACUGUGGACUGUGUGUAUAAAGAUAUUCUGGAAAGGUAAGUCUAGACAAAUGAAAUUCCACAGUUCAGAAAAGUUGGGCAGCAGAUAGUGUCUCUGUAUACUGUUCCCUUUGGGAUGGGGAACUUCAAUGCUAUAAGUGGAUUUAAUCCACGUAUGGGGAUUUAGUUUCAGAAAGAGUAUAUAACGUGCCAAUGACAUGCCAUAUGAGUUGGCAGCGUAAGCUUGCGCACAUGUGACUUAUUGCAAUCCGCAUAUAAGCACAGAGAAAGCAAGGCAACGCUAUUCUUUUCGCUUCUGAGAGAGUCGAUAAGGGUUCCUCCUGCUGAUAUCCAGCAAUUUCGAGCGAACGAGAGCAGUCUCCCGGUCCAAAGUGUGUACACGCUGCGGCAGACGGUCGAGCUGGGUUUCUCCCUUGCCAGGCGUUCUUUGGGUCCGGUCCUCCAGAGCGGUGCAUAUAAAGUUGCAAAUUUCAC
This is a messenger RNA of Danio rerio (zebrafish), 1591 nucleotides long. The record is from RefSeq and is a predicted model, not a curated record. NCBI's taxonomy places the organism in Eukaryota, Metazoa, Chordata, Actinopteri, Cypriniformes, Danionidae.